Trichomonas vaginalis G3 is the source of this 372-nucleotide messenger RNA. Its product is annotated as DNA-templated transcription, initiation. The record is from RefSeq and is a predicted model, not a curated record. The transcript has a single exon. Gene Ontology annotation, molecular function: promoter-specific chromatin binding; RNA polymerase II general transcription initiation factor activity. Lineage: Eukaryota; Parabasalia; Trichomonadida; Trichomonadidae. Gene Ontology annotation, biological process: transcription initiation at RNA polymerase II promoter. Gene Ontology annotation, cellular component: SAGA complex; nucleus; transcription factor TFIID complex. The coding region runs from base 1 to 372 and encodes 123 amino acids.
AUGAUGCAGUAUCCCAAUGCACAAGAUUCAGCCGACAUUGAAAAUUUCAUGAUAAAACUUCAAGAUUAUCCAUCUCCAAUUCCGGACAGUGUUAUUAAACAUAUUUGUGCGGAAUCAGGCCUUAAUACAACUGAUGCUCGUGUCACAAGCGCAAUUAGCGUAGUUACACAAAAAUUUAUUAGCGAGGUAUUACGUAACUGCUCAGAUUUUGCUAAAGCUAGAGCUGCCCAAGAAAAUCCGGGAAAGAUCAGGAAAUUGGACUUACAAUUUUCUGAUUUGAAGCAAGCACUUGCAAAAAGAGGAAUACAUGUAAACCGUCCAGAGUUUAUUGUUUCUCUUCCUCAGAAAACAGAUAAUAAUAACAAAAUGUAA